Adineta steineri is the source of this 1158-nucleotide messenger RNA. The record is from the annotation of a GenBank genome assembly. Lineage: Eukaryota; Metazoa; Rotifera; Eurotatoria; Adinetida; Adinetidae.
AUGCAGAAACAAGCACGGGUUACACAAAGAAAUAUUCAAUUUCAAGAUACUGUUCAAAUAAGACACAUUCCAGCAAAUGAUGAACAACAAAAUGAAAUACAAACAGAUACAACAUGGAAUCCAAAUUUAAGAGAUAAAAAUGUAUUCAAAGAUGAAAAACCAAAAACACAAAAAAGAAUAGUUAUUGGAAUUAUUCUCGCUGGUUGUCUUAUUCUUGCUGCUGUUAUUGGAGGCAUAGUUGCCGCAGUGAUCACUUCAAAAUCAUCAAGCACAGCUGAUAACUCUCUCUCAUACAAUGCUAAUUGUGAUGUAGGUUCAAAUCAAUGUAUAUCAUCCAAAGGUCUCUAUUGUUCAAAUGGUUUUUGUAGUUGUACAUCACCACUAUCAUGGAAUUCAGUCAAUAGCACAUGUGCUUUAUUAAGUUAUAAUAAAACUUGUACAUCAUCAAGUCAAUGUGAUUCAUCAUUACAACUUGUUUGCACAAAUCAAGUUUGUCAAUGUAAUAGUUAUUAUACAUAUAAUACAUCAAGUCGUACUUGUACACUUAUUCUAAAUAAUACUUUAACAUAUGGUGAUACAUGUACUGUUGGAUCAAAUCAAUGUGAAUCAUCUUCUGGAUUAGUUUGUACAGGUAAUUGUUCAUGUACAGCAACUAAAGCAUGGAAUGUAUCAGCUUGUUCUUGCCCAUCGGAAACAUUUUUAAAUUCAUCAGGCCUUUGUGAAACACAACGUUUAUAUAAUCAAACAUGUGUUGUUGGAUCGAUGCAAUGUGAUUCAUCACGAGGUCUUUCUUGUAAUAAUAGCAUAUGUAUAUGCGAUGCGACUAAAUAUUGGAAUAUGAAUUUUCAACAAUGCUAUCAACGUCUUAAUUAUUCACAAGCUUGUGGUGCUGAUUCUGAUUGUAUACCAACACUUAGUUGUCCAACAGUAUCAGGCGUUUGUAAUUGUCCAUCAUAUUUAUCUGAUUAUACAUGUAAUUGCCUUAAUACUCAAUACUAUAAUCCAUCAACAAUGCAAUGUGUUAGUCGAGCUACAUUAGGUGGUUCAUGUACAACAUCACUUAACUAUACAUGUCUUACAAGUCUUUAUUGUAAUGCAGGAUCAUGUGCUUGUCCAUCUGGUACUACUUGGAUUUCGGCAAAUUCAACAUGUGUAUAA